This is a messenger RNA of Closterium sp. Naga37s-1, 2580 nucleotides long. The record is from the annotation of a GenBank genome assembly. Lineage: Eukaryota; Viridiplantae; Streptophyta; Zygnematophyceae; Desmidiales; Closteriaceae.
AUGGCGGGUGAGCGAGAGGGCGUGCCGUCGGAUUUGGAGCAGCGGCUGCAGCGCGCGUGGAUGCACGUGCAGCUCAAGACGUGCCGCAUCGUGCAAGAUCCUUCUGUAUCCCCGUCUUCAUUACCGCCGGUAGUGCAAUAUUGCUCUCACAUGCUCCCCGCGCUACCCGUUCCUCCCCCGCGCUCCGUUCUAUCGUCCCCCGUGCUCCCCGCGCGUUCAGAUCAUCCGUGCGGCGGCCACCAAGGCGCGCACACGCACUCGCACGGCGGCAACACGCGCGGCGGCGGUCAGCAGCAGCCGUCGCUACCGCCGCCGCAACGCACGGCGCGGGAUCUGACAGCGACGCUGCAGCAGCUGUGGGGCAACACGCAAGAGCCGCUCGUUCCGCCCUCCGACCACCGCCAGGCCCCCCCACAGCCGCGACCUCCGCCGCAGCCGAUUUCCUAUCCGUGCUCCCUUCCGCCCGCCACCUCUGGCGCCUCGUCGCAGGGCACUCGCACAGCGUCGCCCGGGCCGUCCGCGAGCUCGUCCUCCUCGCACUCCAAUGGCCUCACGCCACGUCAGCACGCACAGCCGGCGGCCGUGCCGCUAAACUCCGCGGGCCAGCCCUUCCAGCAGCUCUCCCCCUCCCCCUCCACCUCCGGCGGCCAGCCCAGCCCCGGCGGCUCCCCCGCGCCGUGCCCCUUCGUGCCGGGGCAGGCGGGCGGCAUCGGCGUGUGGCCGCGGCACGGGCCGAACUCGGUGGCGGAGCAGCUGCGCGAGCUGAGCGCGGCGGAAUGGAUGGCGCGCGUGCAGCAGGUGGAGCCGGUGGCGCUGGGCGCGGAGUACAUGGAGGCGGACUUCUUCCGCGGACUGGACGAGCUCACCUUCGCCUUCGACGAGAUGGAGUCGCUCCUCCCCCACGACCUCAACCCCGCCUUCCUCUCCGCUCCCCCGGGCGCCUUUCACGGCGCAUCAGGGGACGCAGGCAUGGGCAUGGGCGCGGGCGGGGGGAUGGGCAUGGGCAUGGGCAUGGGCGCGGGCAUGGGCGAGGAGGAGCUGCUGGGGAUGGCGGUGGACCGAAUGGUGCCCGCCCCCCAAGGCAUGGCGCCCGCGCAUCCCCCCACCAGUUGCGCCAGGGAUGGCGGGCAGGGCGCGGGGCAGCAGGGCGGGGGAGUUGAGGGGACAGGGAGUGCGAGGUCGGGGGAGAGCCAGGGGCGCGCGGAUAGCCAAGGGCGCGCGGAGGAACUGAUGGCGCAGAUGCAGAGGGCGGCGCUCAACAGCCCCAGCGGCUCCCAAGAGGAGUGGCAGCAGGGGGGGCAGCAGCAAGGGGGGCAGCAGGCGGGGCAGGCGAUGCAGCAGGCGCAGCAUGGAGGGCAGGCGGCGGCAGGAGGAGGAGCAGGCAGCAGCGGUGGCACGGGGCGGUCGGCGGUGAUUCAGAUGCUGCUCGACAUCGCAAAGGCCAUUGUGUCCGGCGACCACCACCGCGUGCACGUGUUGGUGGAGCGCCUGACAGCGGUAGCCUCAGUAUACGGGGACGCCACCCAGCGCGUGUCCGCCUACUUCCUCGAGGGGCUGCUCGCCCGCGCCUCCGGCACGGCGCCCACGGGCCCCGGCUGCCCUGGCAGUGACGGUGCGGGGGCAGCGGGUGCGCUGGGCAUCUACCGCUCCAUUGACUGCGACGCGCCGCUGCUGCGCGCAUUUGAGGUGCUGGUGAGUGCGUCACCGUACCUGACGUUUGGGCACGUGGCGUGCAACAGCGCCAUACUGGAGGCGAUCCAGGGCGCGCGCAAGGUGCACAUAGUGGACUUCGGGCUGGGCCACGCCGUGCAGUGGCCGCCACUCAUCCAGGCGCUGGCCGUGCUGCCGGGGGGCCCGCCGCACCUGCGCAUAACGGGCAUCGACCGCCCCUUUGUGGCCGGCAUCCACAAGGGCUACUGCCUCCGCCAGGCUGGCCAGCGCCUCCGGAGCGUGGCGCAGAGCUGGGGGGUGCCGUUCACGUUCAACUUCAUCCCAAUCAACCUGCCGGAGCUGCAGCCAUCCAUGGUGCGCUGCGAGGCGGACGAGGUGCUCGUGGUGAACUGUGCGCUGCGCCUGCACAACCUCAUGGACGAGUCCGUCACGCCCUCCAACCCGCGCGCCGCCGUGCUGCGCACCAUGCGCGCGCUCGCACCCGCCGUCACCACGCUGGUGGAGCAGAACACCAAUCACAACUCGCCCUUCUUCCUCAGCCGCUUCCUGGAAGCCCUCCAUUACUACGCGUCCAUCUUUGACGCCCUCGAUGCCUCCGUGCCCGCGGACUCCAUGGAGCGGCGGUUGUUUGAGCAGCGGGUGCUGGGGCGCGCCAUUGUGAACGUGGUGGCGUGUGAGGGGCAGGACCGCACGGAGCGCCAGGAGCCGCUGGGGCAGUGGGAGCGCCGCGUGCACCGCGCGGGGUUCGUGGGGUACCCGCUUAGUCGCGAGGUCGUGGCCACCGCCACCGCCCUGCUCUCCACGUACAAGGGCCCGUACUCGCUAGCGGCAGAGCAACCCAACAGCCUCACUCUCAACUGGAAGGACCAACCACUGCUUGCCAUGUCAGCGUGGCGGCCCAACAGCUAA